This is a messenger RNA of Paralichthys olivaceus (Japanese flounder), 3074 nucleotides long. RefSeq names its product xylosylprotein beta 1,4-galactosyltransferase, polypeptide 7 (galactosyltransferase I) (gene b4galt7). Lineage: Eukaryota; Metazoa; Chordata; Actinopteri; Pleuronectiformes; Paralichthyidae. Gene Ontology annotation, biological process: proteoglycan biosynthetic process; carbohydrate metabolic process. Gene Ontology annotation, cellular component: Golgi apparatus. Gene Ontology annotation, molecular function: xylosylprotein 4-beta-galactosyltransferase activity. The record is from RefSeq and is a predicted model, not a curated record.
UCUAGAACCAAUAACGGUCGUUCCCCUCCGGACUCAUCUUCAAGGUGCACCGCAUCACAAACGGCUGAUUGUUUCUCAAUCUUGUGAAAUAAUCGUUAAAUGUUUCCGUGUCGUGUUUCCGCUUCUCUUCCGUCCACGGUCACUUCUCACCGGACUCUGACGGAGACGCGGUGCCGGUAAAACCCAGACGAGAGCGGGAGAUGUUCGGACCCGGAGCGGCGGCGGUGUGACCCGCUACAUGCUACGUGUCCGGUGACGGAGCGAAGACCCCGACACACCAAUAUGGACGCUCACAGACACGACCAGGGUUCCACCGCUUUGCUCUAGAUUCACCCGAGCUCAUGUUCACAGGCUGCGGGGACGAACCGCUUCGUUAGCCGGCACUUAGCACCGGGCUCGGUCCGGACCAUGGAGCCGUGAGGACCGCUGGAAGUGACCGGAGAGGGACCCCCGAGCCCCGCGGAGCUGCUGUCGGUGUGUCGGUGUUCGAGGCACCGGGAGAAAACAUGAUGUAUUCAUCGAGAAGAAAACCGGUGCUGUACUUCAAAGAGGAGAGGAGGUUCCUGUCGGGCAGAUGCACCAUCUACAAGCUGUUCGGCCUCUGCAUGGUGCUGCUGCUGGUGUCUCUGCUGUGGCUGCAGCUCAGCUGUUCAGGGGACAUGUCGUCUCCGAUGCACGACGGCAGACGCCAACAGCCGCCACCGGCGCCCUGUCCCAUUGACAGUCGGGCAUCCGCAGCGGACGACCUCUCCUGGGGUCCUCACAAACUGGCCCUGAUCAUCCCCUUCAGAGAGCGCUUCGAGGAGCUGCUGGUGUUCGUUCCCUUCAUGCACACGUUCCUCAACAAGAAGAAGAUCCGCCACAAGUUCAUCAUCAUCAACCAGGUGGAUCACUACAGGUUUAAUCGAGCGUCCCUCAUCAACGUCGGCUACCUGGAGAGCGGGAACGACACAGACUACCUGGCGAUGCACGACGUGGACCUGCUGCCGCAGAACGACGCUCUGGACUACGGUUUCCCUGAGGGCGGCCCCUUCCACGUGGCCUCACCCGAGCUGCACCCCCUCUACCACUACAAGACGUACGUGGGAGGAAUCCUGCUGCUCACCAAGAAGCAUUACCACAUGUGUAACGGGAUGUCAAACCGCUUCUGGGGUUGGGGCAGAGAAGAUGACGAGUUCUACAGGAGACUGAAAAAAGCUGAACUACAGCUGUUCAGACCGAGCGGAAUCACGACAGGAUAUAAAACCUUCCUCCACAUCCACGACCCGGCCUGGAGGAAGAGAGACCAGAAGAGAGUGGCAGCUCAGAAACAGGAGCAGUUUAAGGUGGACCCAGAGGGGGGGCUGACUAACCUGCGUUACCAGGUGGAGUCCAGACAGGAGCUGACCAUCAGCGGGGCUCCGUGCACCGUCAUCAACACCAAACUGGAGUGUGACCAGAACCAGACGCCCUGGUGUCUGCUGCUGUAGACCACGGACGUGGGUUCAGUUCCCGACGCUCCCCUGGAAACCUUUCAGGGUUUUAACGAGACGCCGAUUCUUCAGGGAAACGCUCGUGCUUCUAGUUUUUUUGCGAAGGGAUUUCAUUUGUCCUGAUGAUCAGCAGCUGGAUUGAAACCAUCGUCUUCAGUGAAACCAAACAUGGCUGCAAAUACUUGUGUGACAAUAACAGACAUAUUGAACAUUGAUUCAUUUCAACAUUGAACUGAAACAACAGCAGUUGAAGUUCAAUGAUCUGAGGAUUAAACAAACCAGCCGCUAACUUCUCUUUUAAUCCGUCUGGUUCGGACAUGACGGAUUAAAACGACCAUGAACACAAACUCUUCCUGGCGUCUGACCUCAAACCUCAGCGGACGGACACCGACUGUUACAUCGUGGCUCAUCUGAAUCAAACUGGACGAUCACGACCGAAACGCAGCUUGUUGUUUUCUUUUGGUACGAGAACUUCAAAUCUAUUUUUUUACUGUGGGCUUGUGCAAACAGCAGUUUGAGAAGAUGGAGGAACAACCUCCAGCGACGCCCGUUUCACCAGAUGUUUCACCACGUCUGGACAACGUGCGUGUUUCUGUAACAUCACAGGGUUUCUCUAAGGUUUUAAAUCAGGAAAUGGUUGAAAAUAAUAUUGAAGAUUCAUCAAACUCAAGCGUUUGGCAAAGUUCUGAUUACGAACCUCGAAAGUAUUUUAUGUUGAAACUCGUUUUUAUUCUUUUCGGAGAAAGUGUUUGUAUUUACUUUUCACAGAACGUUUUUAAACUCAGAGGAUUCACCAAAGGAAAAAAAGAAAUCAGGAUUUCUGUGUUUCAUAAUCAAAACUUAAUGAACGAUUUCACUUUCCAUAAUUACAAGAACUGAUGAGGUAUGAUGUCACAACUACGAGAAAGUAGUUUCUUUUCUUUGAGUUUCUUCAAAGUUAACUGAGCCGAACUCUGGUGACGCCCACACUGACACGUUUUGGUUUUUAAACUCAUCACUGUUGCCAUGGUUACGCCUGUUGCCCACACUACUCUGGAGUUUUCGAGACUCGUUUAAACGCUGCUGGUCUCGUUUGAGUCUGAAAACUCUGAGGUUGUGUUUUAGUCUGAAGGGACAGAAGCGAUGACGCUCACGUUCUCUUCCUGGUGUUUCCAGGUGUCGGUGUGGGCGGAGCCAAACCAGUAUGAAUGAAUGGUAGCAGAUGAUGCUUCACCAGUGUUUUUAACACCAGCCUCAAUGAUUUAGAUUAUUCUCAUCACAGUUUAAUAAAAUAAAGUCUGAGUCUGUUUUUAAAACACAAAAGGAAAGAAAAUGAUCUCAGAAUCACUGAACUGGUUUAUUGAGAUAAAACUCGGAGCGUGUUUUCAGUUUGAAUCUCUUCGGUCUGGUUUUUAGUUUAGUUUUUGUUCGGCUGCUGACACUGUCUUCUUCCCUGCUGUUGUCAUGUGCUGGUCGGCCUCCAGGGUGCGCCAUGGAGUUUUAAAGGCAAUGUGUUUAGAGGCGUUCAUUUACAGACCAUGAUGUCAUGUGAUUUAGUUUUACACCGAUGAUGGUGCCAUUUAUUUGUACAGUAUUCAGUAUUUAUAUACAAGGAAAAAAGAA